AUGGAGCACAAUAAUCUGAACACCGCCAAGGGCAGUGACAACCGAGCCAGAGCCCAAGAUGGAGAUUCUGACGGGAUGACUGUGGAACCCGAUGGCCAGAUCCCUCCGAAGUCAUCAGCUACAAGCACACUCAAGCGGACAACCGGAACGACAUCUUUGGCAGCGACUCUGCUUCAAUAUCAGCGAAUAAUGCAGCAAUACCUAUGCUUCUGGGAUCGGAGAUCAAAAACAAACUCAAAGCAUUGA
Messenger RNA from Penicillium antarcticum, 246 nucleotides. RefSeq lists its product as uncharacterized. The record is from RefSeq and is a predicted model, not a curated record. The transcript has a single exon. The coding region runs from base 1 to 246 and encodes 81 amino acids. Lineage: Eukaryota; Fungi; Ascomycota; Eurotiomycetes; Eurotiales; Aspergillaceae.